Molecule: messenger RNA, 1923 nt
Organism: Punctularia strigosozonata HHB-11173 SS5
Lineage: Eukaryota; Fungi; Basidiomycota; Agaricomycetes; Corticiales; Punctulariaceae
Product: L-serine ammonia-lyase
Exons: 22
Coding region: 1-1824 (607 amino acids)
Biological process (GO): gluconeogenesis
Molecular function (GO): L-serine ammonia-lyase activity; 4 iron, 4 sulfur cluster binding
Source: RefSeq, a predicted model, not a curated record
AUGGCUAGAACUAGAAUGCUGGAGAUCAGUGUGACCAGGAUACUUAGCUUUUAUGUGCUCGAGCAUGCCGUCAUAUCCACAUUUGACCUGUUCAGUAUAGGUGUGGGGCCAAGUAGUUCACAUACCGUUGGUCCUAUGCGGGCGGGGAAGAUCUUCAUCCAGGAUCUGGAGCAACUUGGUUUACUCGACAAGGUCCGGUCUGUCAAGAUUACUUUAUACGGCUCUCUCGCGGCCACAGGAAAAGGCCAUCACACCCCGCAAGCUGUCCUUCUGGGUCUCGAAGGCUCGGAUCCCGAAACCAUCGACACCGGCACCAUCCCCUCCCGCUACAUGUCCAUAAUGAACGACAAGAGGCUCGUGCUAGGAGGAAAAUAUUCCAUCCACUACGAUAUGGACAGGGAUAUGAUAUGGCGAUGGGAUCAGGUAUUGAAGACGCACCCCAAUGGAAUGCGGUUUUCCGUCUUCGACGAGAACGGCGAUUUGCUCGCGACGAAUGAGUAUUUCAGCGUUGGGGGCGGAUUCGUCGUCAACGAGAAGACUAAAGUGGACGAGAACCUGUUUUACAAGGGUGUUGACAAGUCUUCCGUGCACGGUGCCCGGCUUCAUCAACAUACGACUGUCAACUCGCCGGAUCCGGAGCACCAGUCCGCCCCAGGGGUGGUUAAGGCCGAGUUUCCGCCAGCAGACAAACCGCCCUACCCCUUCGCGACGGGAGAUGGGUUGCUUGCACUCACCAGGGAGCACAACAUGACGAUCGCGCAGAUCGUAUACGACAACGAGUUGUACUUCGGGACGCCUCACGACCAGAUUCACGAGAAGUUGAUGCGCAUCUGGUCCGUGAUGGACGAGUGUAUCCGCACUGGCGUUUCCACGUCUUCCGCCACCCUUCCCGGCCGUCUUGGGCUCCGUAGGAGAGCACCAAUGCUGUACAGGCGACUGAUGAGAGGAUUCUAUCCAGGACUCGUUGCGCCUGUGUCCUCGGCCCCGCGCAUUGAGGCCAGCUCGGCUCCCGUCGGCCUGCUCGAAGGGAAAACUCCGGACCUGCCGCUCCCACUGCACCAAAGCCGGCUGUCUUCCGGCGGUACGCAAACUAAAGCGGGCGAAGCGCCGAAACACGCCACGGGUCGAGGACACCUCAGUCCCGCGAGGUCAACGAGGGUCGUCGGCGCCCUUGACCACGCCAUGUUGCCGAUGCCCCCUCGCAAAACGGUCAUUCCUGCGAUGGACUUCCUGUCAUGCUACGCAAUCGCGGUGAAUGAGGUCAACGCUUCCGGCGGGAGGAUCGUCACGUCCCCCACCAACGGCGCUGCGGGCGUGAUCCCGGCCGUACUCAAGUACAUCGUGGAGUUCGUCACCGAUGAUCCCGAGAAGGCAAUACAAACGUUCCUGCUAACCGCUGCGGCUGUCGGAAUGCUAUUCAAGCGGGGGAGCACCAUAUCAGCAGCCGAAGGCGGAUGCCAAGCAGAAGUCGGAGUCGCUUGUUCCAUGGCCAGUGCGGGCUUUGCUGCGUGCAUGGGAGCAUCACCCGAGACGGUUCUGCAAGCUGCCGAGAUCGGGAUCGAACACAACCUCGGUUUAACGUGCGAUCCCAUUGAUGGCCUGGUCCAAGUGCCGUGCAUCGAACGGAAUUCGCUCGGGGCCGUGAAGGCGGUGACGGCUGCUCAGCUUGCUAUGGCUAGCGAUGGCGUGUAUAGCGUCACCUUGGACGAGGCGAUCGCGGCUAUGCGAUUGACUGCAGCCGACAUGUCGGUGAAAUAUAAAGAAACCUCCCUCUCAGGGCUUGCAACAACCGUCAAAAUACCGUUGACCGUACCUGCGUGCUAAUGCAUAGAUACUAAGUAUCAAUUAUCGUCUCAGAUAGGAUGUGACCGGCUAUAGACCGUAUUGACCUGAUAGACAUAGAAUAUAGAUAACAUGGACCGC